Messenger RNA from Loxodonta africana (African savanna elephant), 17309 nucleotides. Its product is annotated as ultra-long-chain fatty acid omega-hydroxylase. Gene Ontology annotation, biological process: ceramide biosynthetic process. Gene Ontology annotation, molecular function: monooxygenase activity; oxidoreductase activity, acting on paired donors, with incorporation or reduction of molecular oxygen; iron ion binding. The record is from RefSeq and is a predicted model, not a curated record. NCBI's taxonomy places the organism in Eukaryota, Metazoa, Chordata, Mammalia, Proboscidea, Elephantidae. The transcript has 20 exons. Gene Ontology annotation, cellular component: endoplasmic reticulum membrane. Bases 13276 to 14871 code for a protein of 531 amino acids.
AGGGGGAGGGGGCAACACUCUAAUCCAGGUCCUCCAGCCCCUCAGAGACCCUUACCCAUCCCGGGGAGUAUUGGCUCCCAGCUCCGAUCUGGCCUUUUUCUUCUCUUUCAGCCUCUUGAGUAACCCCUGUGGGGAGGAGGAUGUCAGCUGAACAGAACCCUGUGUUCCAUCCUCAGCUCCUUCUUUGCCCCAGGGUCUCCCAGAGGAUCUACUGGCCUUGAAGCUCAAGCUGCAUUAGCAGGAGUAAUAAUAAGGGCAACCAACAGCUCCUGUUCUGAAGCAUCUCCUUAUGCUUUUCUGCAUUCUGUAUUGAGUUCUCAUAAACAGUCUUGAGAGGAAUGUUCUUUCAUUAGCUUCAUUAGACAGAUGGGAACACUAAGGGGCAGUGAGCUGUUCAGGACCUCACAGUAAGAAUGCCCUUUCAGUUCUGAGGGUCUUGGCAUCUUUGAUCUCCCCCCAAUCCUUCCCACCUCUGCUGGCUGCCUCACCCGAACAUUGUGGACCUGGUUGAGACCAGCAGCCUCUGGUUCAGUCCUUCCGGGGGUCCGAUCUGUAGUGGUUAGGGGUGGGAGGUUGGGGGUUUGGGAUCAUCUUAGAUUCUGCCCCACAUUGAGAGGCUCUCAAGCCCUCUCCACUCUUCAAGCUUACCCGGAUCCCUGAGGUUCCCCACGGCCACCUGGAUGCUGGCUUCAGAGCUCCCGCUCCCCAUCCGGGGCCGUCGGAGACCCUGUUCCCCCACAGGAGAGGGUAGUCAGAAAAGGGAGACAGGCAGGCAUGCAAAGGGAGAGGCAAACCACUGUUCAGUCUUUCUCGCAUCCCCCACCCCACUCAUGGGAUCCUUCUCACCUCCUCCUCGCCCCCAAGCAGCACCAGUCUUCCAUCAAGCAGGGUGAAGCCCCCAAUGUCCCAGACAGGCACAUCAGGUGCAGGGGCCUCAGGAAUCUGUGGGGCAGGAGGCUCUGGUUCUGGCUCCAGCUCUGGCUCUGGGCAGAGGAUGAGGUACUGGGGACCUGGGAGUCCUUUCCUCUCCCUCAGGCCCCCCUCUCCAUUUAUCAAGCCCCAUUAGGAGUUCCCUCCUAGGUGCCUUGCCUCCUUCCCAGCAACCAUGUCAGAAUGUAUGACCUUAGGUAAGUCUCUACCCCUCUCUGGGCCUUGUACCCACCAACCAUGGGUAAUUAUUCCCAUUUGACUGAUGGGGAAACUGAGGCUCAAGGAGGUGAAGAAAUUAAGAUAUGGAGAGCAGGAGGCAGCUGAGAUGGAUAUCCAGGCAGGAGGUGAUGAGCCUGGGCCAUCAGAUAUGAGAAGAGACCCGUUGGAGCUGAGAGCCAUUUGACAUCUGGACACAGCCCAUCUGCUAUGUACUCAGUACUGUGUCGACUCUUUUAUACACCUUCUCUCAUUUAAUCCUCCAACAGCCCUAUCAUAACCCCAGUUUUACUGAGAAGGACACUGAGGCCCAAAGAAUUUGAGUGACUUGCCUAGGGUCACACAGCUCAUGAAUGGUUGAGCCAGGCUUCAGACACAAAUCUUCUGUCUUAACCAGGACAGCGGGUAGGUCCCAGAGGUUAUAAUACAAGACACCAGCUGUGGUCCCUUACAUAAAUAACCAAUCUACGGUGGAAAGUGUUCAAAGGAACAGAAAACGGUCAGGCUAGAGGGCAGGAGAAUAUGAGGCAGCUGAGGUGGAUAUCUAGUAAGGAGAGGAUGAGCCUGGUCCAUCGGAUAUAGGAAAUCUGUCAAGGCUGAGAGCCAUUUGGCAUCUGGACAGUGCUACUCUGAGUCUAUUCCUUAUUCUUUUCCCCAGAUUGGACUCCCAGCCCCUGGUUGCCUGGCCAUUCCCCCCAGCCCCCAGGCCCUGGGUUAGGUGGAAGAGGGAAGAGGGCAGCUGGGCCCCAGCCACUUCCUGCUGAGCUUUUGCAGUCCCCACAGCUUCCUGUGUCUGUAGAGCUGAUGCUCUGGAGGCAGACAAAACCCAAGCAUCCGGCCUCCCAGCCCAGCCCAGGCUCAGGGUGGGGGACCUAUGUACCUGGGUGCUGUGUCUCUGGCUCCGGCUCCAGUGGUGGGCUCUUAUGCUUCCCCCAGAGGGUCUUGGAUAGCCGGAGGCGGCUCGUCCUCGGCUCCUUUUGGGGUGCGGAGAGGACACGACGGAACAGCGAGCGAGGUGCUGGCUGGCUGCUGACCACGGGUUCCGGGUGGCUCAGCGCCCUUCCCCAGCCCGUGAAGCGACCCCAGCGGGACCCUCCAGCCCCCUUCUCACCGCCAUUCCCUGUGUGCCAGCGGUAGGAGCUCAGCGAGGUGGGGGCUGUGAGCUGGGGUUGGGAGGCUCGGCAGGGUGAUGGUGGGUCCAUGGUGGGGGGGUCCCCUGGGGAGAGAGGCUGACAGUUCUGCCUGUUGUCUGCCCACAUGCCACCCUCAUCUUGGCCCCCUUCCCACUCUCAGGUCUGCCACUAGGGACCCCCUUGGGGGCACACACACUCCCUUCCUGCAGUUGCUCCCUUACCUCGAUUUCCUGACCAGCCCUAGACUCAGCAGCCGUCUGCACCCUGCCUGGCUUCCUCCUGCUGAACCCAACUCCACGUGACCCUGUCUGUCCCACCCCACCCCGCAACCAGGCUGGGAGGGCACAGCGGGGGCAGGAUGCUGAGGGGAGAAGAGAUGGCAGUAGGUUUCUGGCCAGAAGGAUCCAGAGUCCCUCACUGAGCAGGAGGCAGUCUCUCUGAGCCUCGGUUGCCUUCUCUGCAAAAUGGGCACAGGCUGGUGAGAGUAUGGAGCAACGGGAACUCUCGUUCACUACUGUUCAAAUGUAGAGAGAUUCACCGACGCUGGAGAAGUGUUUGGGAUGCCCUACUAAAAGUGAACACACACCUCUCCAAUGGCCCAGCAAUUCUACUACCAGCUGUGCACCCAGCAGAAAUGCCCGUUCUUGAUGUGAGUUGCCGUGGAGUUGAUUCUGACUCAUGGCAACUCCAUGUCUUACUGAGCAGAACUGACCCAGAGUAUCCUUGUCUGUAAUCUUAACAGCAGCAGAUCGACAGGCCUUUUUCUUCUGCAGUGCUGGUGGGUGGGUUAGAACUGCCAACAUUUAGCUUAGCAGUUGAGCGCAAACUGUGCCACCUACCAAGCCUAUUAAAAAUGUAUAUAUACUUUUAUAUAUAUAUAAUAUAUAUACACAUACCACUCAUUGCUAUCAAGCCAAUUCCAACUCAUAGCGAUCCUACAGAACAGAGUAGAACUGCCCCAUUGGGUUUCCAAGGCUGUCAUCUUUAUGCAAGCAGACUGCCACACCUUUCUCUUGCAGAAAUGCUGGCGGAUUCGAACUGCUGACAUUUCGGUUAGCAUCUGUGUGCUUAACCACUGAACCACCAGGGCUCCUUAUGUAUAUGUACAUAUAAUAUAGAUAUAAUUGUAGUGAGUAUAUAUAUAUAACAAAGAAUUUGCCGUUUCAACGUAUUUUACAUGUACAAUUCAGCGACAUUAAUCACUUUUAUGUUGUGCAACCAUCACCACCAUCCGUUUUUAAAUUAUUAUAUCGCCAUUAACAGAGACUCAGAGCCCCCUAAGCAAUGACUUUCCCUUCCCCAUCCCUCCCACCCUUGGUAGCCACUAAUAAGCUUUGGUAUCUAUACGUAUGUUUCAUAGUCAUCCAGUGCUGCUACAACAGAAAUACCACAAGUGGAUGGCCCCAGCAAAGAGAAAUCCAUUCUCUCAUUGUCUAGUAGGCUACAAGUCCAAAUCCAGGGUGUCAGCUCCAGGAGAAGGCGCUCUCUCUCUGUCGGCCCUGCAGUAAACUUCCCGUCAUCGGCCUUCCCUUGGCCUGGGAGCAUCCCAGCGCAGGAACCUCAGGUCCGAGGGACGCGCUCCGCUCCGGGCGCUGCUCUCUUGGUGGUAUGAUGGUCCCACAUCUCUCUGCCCAAUUCUCUCUUCCAGACCUCGAAAAAGAUUGGCUCAAGACACUCCUAGUCUUGUAGACCUCAUCAACAUAACUGCCACUAAUCCAUUUGAUUACAUCAUAGUGAUAGGAUUCACAGCACACAGGGAGAUCACAUCAGAAGACAAAAUGGUAGACACUCAUACAAUUGUAUAAGGGAAUUAUGACCCAGCCAAGCUGACAGACAUCUCUGGGGGACACAAUUCAAUACACGACAUUAUGCCACUUCUAGAUAUUUCAUGUAAAUGUAUCCCAUUUGUAAUAGCCCCUAACUAGAAAUAAUGUAAGUGUUCAUAUAUAAUAGCAUGGAUACAUUGGGGCCUCGUCCCACGAUGGAGUACUAUACAGCAAUGAGAACAAACUACUGAACAACUCAACUCAGAUGGAAUCAUAAACCCAAUGAUGAGCAAAAAACAAAACAAAAAGCCCCCAAAAGAAAGACAAAACAAAAAACUCAAACAGGCAAUCAAGAGUUUAAACUCUAUGACUGCAUUUAUGUAAAGUUCAAAGGCAGGCAAAACUAUGUAUAACAAGUCAGAAUAGGGACUGGGAGGGGACAGGAGGUGGGCUCUGGGAAAUGGUCAUGUUCUAUUUCUAUUAUUAUUGAGGUGAAAUUCACGUAACAUAAACUUAAUGUAUUCUAUUUCUGGAGCUGGAUGCUGGUUACAUGGGUGCGUUCCAUUCUGAAAAUUCACUGAGCAAUAGAUAAACUUUUUUGUGCAUUUUCUGUAUCUCUGUUUUAUCUCAACCAAUGUUUACUUGGAAAAAAGAAGUGGGUUGAUCUGAGAAAUACGAGUCAGUGUGAGAAUUAACAGAGUGCCAGGAGCUGGAUGGGAGUGGGGGGUGGUUGAGUGCCAGGUGGCCCCCCUCUCUCGCUGUGUGACCCCAGGCAAGUCACUUCCUGUCUCCGAGCCUUGGUUUCCUGAUUUGUACAACAGGAUGAGAAUAUCAGUUUCAAAAGAUUCAUUCUGAGAGUCUUCUUUUAUUCAACAAGUGUUUCCUGAAACCCUACUCUGUACUGAGGGCUGGAGAAUCAAGAACUAAACAGACUUAGAGCUUACAGGCCCGUGAGGGAGACAGAUUCUGAAGGCAAACGAAGCACAUUUCUAGUUGAACUGGAGUAGCGCUAAGCUGAAGUGAUGCUCUUUGAGCUGGAAAAAUCAGGGAGGGCCUCCUUGAGGAGGUGACAUUUACAACCUGAAGCAAGAUAAGGAGCCAGCCAUACAAAGGAUGUGCCGGCUAGAAGAAGCAGUUUGUGAAAAGGCCUAUCUAAUUUUUGGCUGAAAAGUGGACUUCAGGAGUGGCUUCAGUUCUAAGAGGGUGUCCAGGGACCAUAGUUUCAGGGGUUGCUCCAGUCUCUGUCAGUCGCCAACACUGGGAACUAAGACACUGCCUGUGUGACAAGCAGCCCAAAAGUGUCGGCAGAUGAACACCUCCUUGAGAACAGCCCUCAUCCAAUGAUUGAUUUUAUGAGGAUGAAGGCCUUUUCUAUGCUGGCCCCAAGUCCAAGGAAGCUCCUCAGAUGGCCACAACAGUUCAAAUCCUGGCUGUGUUCCUACCAGGCUGUAUGACCUUGGGUAUUUCCUGGAUGCCUGGUAGUUGGAGGCCCUUUGUUUGGCCCUGGGGAGACAGCUGGGGAGACAGCGAUGAGCCGGAGACCAGUUGCCAGUCUUCCCAAGUGUCUGCCAACCUGCCCAGCCUCAGUCUCUCACUUUCAGUUCUCUCUCCUGGCCUCCGCGUCUCUGUCCACCUGGACCUCAGGUGGGGGCCCCGGCCCCGCCCGGCUCAGAGGCACGCAGGGCUCAGGAGAGGGGCCGGGCCGGGGGCGGUCCGGGGCGGGCCUCGCGGCACGGCCGGGCAGGGUUAAAGGGCCAGCCGCCGACAGCGCUGGUAGAACGAAGGUUGCGGUGCCGGCGGACCCAGACUGAGACCCGCGGGGGUAUGAUACUGAGGCUCAGAGAUGGCAAGCAGUUUACCCAGGGUCACAGCCAGAGCUGACAGCAUCAGGCUCCUCUCCAAGUACUCCAAGCUGCCGGCUAGCCCUGCAGCGUAGGAACCUCCCCGAGUCCCCCCAGCCAUCCUCAUUCUACAGGUGGGGAAAUCAAGGCCCAGAGAAGGUAAGUCUGUGUCCGCGGGCAGCCACUGGGGGAGCUGGGAUUUGAACAAAGCAGCCUGCUGUGACCUCCAAAAUCCUGGGCACUUUCCGAUGGCCGCAGUGUCUCUGUACAAGCCAGCUUGGGUUUCUGAGCAGUAACAUUAGCUCUGGGCUGGUGGCCGGCAGUGACCUGGGUUGGUAUCUGAGAGAAGGGCUUGGAUGACCGAGGAGAUGUUCAGAGAACGGGUCACCAUCUCUCCUCACUGGUGAGCUUUAGACCUGACUCUCCAAAUCCCAGGUGACUGGGAAUAAGAGCCACUAUGAUGGCAGCACACAUAGAACAGGCGGUACCUUGGAUGGAGGGCUUGUUGUGUGCCAGGCAUUGAGCCAAGUAUCUUUAUCACAGCCCCUUGAGGUGGGUCAUAUGAUUCCUGUUUCAUGGACAGGGCACAGACACUCGCCUUAGGCCACACAGCUAAGAGACAGAGCUUUCUAGAAUCUUGUCUGGUGCUCACAUCCAGUGUGAAUGGUGGGGAGAGAUGAUCAGCUCUAAAAUGACCUAGACUGGUGGUGUUUAAAUUUGUUCUGCUGGGAUCCCCUUGGGUCAAGGAAGGUGCAGGCAGAAGGCCAAAAUAUGCCAAAAGUGGUGCUAGGGUGUCCCCUUUUUUUCUACUUGACUUUGCCCUCAUUAGUCAUAACCGUCAAAAGGAAAGAUGUCACUUUGAGGACUAAGGUGUGCUUGACCCAAGCCAUGGUAUUUUCAAUUGCCUCUUAUGCAUGAGAAAGCUGGACAGUGAAUAAGGAAGAUUGAGGAAGAAUAGAUGCAUUUGAAUUAUGAUGUCGGCAAAGAAUAUUGACUAUACCAUGGACUGCAGAAGAAUGAACAAAUCUGUCUUGGAAGAAGUACAGCCAGAAUGCUCCUUAGAAACAAGGAUGGUGAGACUUCAACUCACAUACUUUGGACAUGUUAUCGGGGGACCAGUCCUUGAAGAAGGGCAUCAUGUUUGGCAAAAUAGAGGGUCAGUGAAAAAGAAGAAAACCCUCAAUGAAAUGGAUUGACACAGUGGCUACAAUGAUUGGGCUUAAACAUAGCAACAAUUGUGAGGAUGGCACAGAGCUGGGCAGCUUUUCAUUCUGUUGUCUAUAGGGUUGCUAUGAGUCUGAACCAACUCAGAGGCACCGAAUAACAACAACAAUGUCAUAACUGCCCCCUGAAACUCUUUCUCAGGACCCCAGGAAUUUGGAGUGCUCAGAGUGGGUGGGGCUUGGCACUUUGGGGGAAUGUAAGUGUCUGGGGCUGGGGCAGCUCUUUGGUGUUGAGGGACUCAAGGAGUGCCAUGAGCUCUGGAUAGGGGAGGGGGGCUACAUUGACUACGGCCUGGGAGUAGAGUGAAAGGAAGGGCUGAGUUGUAGGGUACCGUGGUAGGCAUCGGGUCUGGCUCUUUCAGGGCUGCAGCCAUCCACGUCCUAUAUUUCUUCUGAUGAGGCCACACACCUGAUGUAACGAGUCCCUGGCCUGUGGCUGGGCCAACCUGACAAACCUGCGCCCCGUGGGUGUGGGCCUCACUGGGGAGCCAGUCACCUGGCACCUCCACAGCCAGGUAAUGCCGGCUCCAGCAGGGUGGACGGGGGUGCAUUUUCUGGGUGGGGCUGCUGGAGCCACCUUCCCUGAGUGUCUGGAGUGUGAUUUGGGGCCUGACAGCCACCCUGUGUGUUCCAUCUCCACGUUUCUCUCACUUCUAUAAAAUAAUAAUGACAUAAUAAUACCAGCUAAUAUCUUGUACACUAUGGGCCAAGCCCUUUCUGUGCCUUAUCUCAUAGAACUGUCUCAAACAAUCUUUGGAGGGGAGGGCCUGCCAUGAUUAACCCAUUUUACAGAUUGGCAAACAGAGGCUGAGGGUGGCAAAUGAACUCAUCUAAGGCCUCUUGACUGGGUAGAGGCAGACUGUCAUUUGAGUCAAAAGCCCACGUUUUAAAGGAUGAUGCAAACUCAAAGCAGCUUCUCAUAUUAUUUUGAAUUUUUUAAGUUGAAGGAUAAUAUAGGUGUGGGAAGUCCACACCCCAGAGGUGGAUAGCCCAGGAAUUUUCACAAGCUGGACCCACAUGUGUCACGAAUACCCAGAUCAUGAAGAGAAUAGUUAUCAGCCCCCCUAACCUGCUCCCCUCAUCUUUAUUUACUUUUUAAAAAAUUAUUGUGAUAAAAUAUAUAUAACAAAAAAUUUACCACCUUAACUAUUUUUUUCCAAUGUAUGUAUUUUUAUUGUACUUUAGACGAUGUUUCACAGUACAAACUAGCUUCUUAUCAGACAAUUAGUACACAUAUUGUUUUGUGACAUAGGUUACUAACCCCAUGACACGUCAACACUCUCCCUUCUUGACCUUGGGUUUCCUAUUACCAGCUUUCCUGACCCUUUCUGCCUUCUAGUCCUUGCCCCUGGUCUGGCAUGCCCCUUCAGUCUUGUAUUGUUUUAUAGGCCUGUCUAAUCUUUGGCUGAAGGGUGAACCUCAGGAGUGACUUCAUUAUUGAGCUAAGAGGGUGUCCGGGGGCCAUAGUUUCGGGGUUUCUCCAGUCUCUGUCAGGCCAGGAAAUCUGGUCUUUUCUUGUGAGUUGGAAUUUUUUUCUACAUUUUUCUCCAGCUCUGUCCGGGACCUUCUACUGUGAUCCCUGUCAGAGCAGUCAGUGGUGGUAGCCAGGCACCGUCUAGUUGUGCUGGACUCAGUCUGGUAGAGGCUGUGGUAGUUGUGGUCCAUUUGUCCUUUGGACUAAUCUUUCCCUUGUAUCUUUAAUUUUCUUCAUUCUUCCUUGCUCCAGAUGGAGUGAGACCAGUGAAGUGUCUUGGAUAGCUGCUCACAAGCUUUUAAGAUCCCAGAUGCUACUCACCAAAGUAGAAUGUAGCACUUUUUCUUUAUAAACUCUGUUAUGCCAAUUGAGCUAGAUGUUCUCUGAGACCAUGGUCCCCACAGCCCUCAGCCCAGCAGUUAGGUCCCUGAGGGCCUUUGGAUGUGUCUAUGGAGCUUCCAUGACCUUGCCUUGGACAAGCUGUGCUGGCUUCCCCAGUGUUGUGUACUCUUUUACCCUUCGCCAAAGUUACUACUUAUCUUUUGUCUGCUUAGUGCAUUUUAACUAUUUUUAAGUGUAGAAUUCAGUGACAUUAAUUAUGUUCACUAUGUUGUGCAACCAUUGCCACUAUCCAUUUCACAGAACUGUUUCCCAUCACCCCAGACAGAAACUCAGUACGCUUUUCUUAAUUUAUUUUUGUUAACUUCAACAAAUUAGCUUUCAUAAUUCCUUAAAAUAUAUUUUUGAAGGGGUGAUAUGUGCUCAUGGUAUAGGAAAUCAAAGACCCAGAAAGUUGGAGAGGGAAAGUUAGGUCUUCAAAAGUUAGGUAUCUAUUCAUUCAUCGUGGCUCCUCAAAACUUGUUUUUUGGCAUUUUUUAAAUCAAGGCAAAAUUCACCUAACAUCAAAUUCACCAUUAACCAUGUUAAAGUGAAUCAUUGUGUGGUGUUGAGUCCAUUCACAGUGUUGUGCAACCGUUAACAGCUAUCUAGUUUCAAAAUGUGUUCAUCACCCCAAAAGGAAUCCUCAUAGCCAUUAACUGUCACUUCCCAUUUCCUUUACCCCUCUCCCCUUGACACCAUAAUUUACCUUCUGUGUCUCUGCAUUUGCCUGUCCUAGAGAUUUCAUAUAAGUGGAAUCAUACAAUAUUUGUCCUUUUGUGUCGGACUUAUUUCACUCAGCCUGAUGUUUUCAAGGUUCACCCGUGUUGUAGCAUGCAUCAGGGCUUCACUUCUCCUUAUGGCUGAGUAAUAUUCUAUUGCGUGGAUGGACCAUGCAGUGAUGGACAUUUUGGUCACCUUUUGGCUAUUGGGAAUAGUGCUGCAAUGAACAUUGGAUACAUGUAUCUGUCUGAGUCUUUGCCUUCAGUCAUUUUGGGUGUAUCCCUAGGAGUGGAAUUGCUGGGUCAUAUGGUAACUAUGUUUCACUUUUUGAGGACCCACCAAACUCUUUCCACAGUGGCUUCUGGGGGUGUCAGACAUAACCAAGCUUGUUGGGGGUUGUGGAGGAAUUCAGCUGCAGAAAGCAGAGGACUCCACCAGUGUACCCGUUUACUGAGCUUCUCCUGUGAGCAUCCAGUGACUCUCUUGCUAUUAUCCCUACUUUGAGAUGAGAAGCCUGAGGCUCCCAGGGAGAGUUUCUGCUGGGGACCCCAGCGUAUGCUCAGCAGCCUAUGGUGUAUGUGAAUGUGUGUGCAUGUACCUGCAUGUAUUAGUGCAUAUGUGUACACGUGCGUGCAUGUGUGUGUUUGUGUCUAAGUGUGAAUGUGUGUACAUGAAUGUGUGAGUUCAUGUGUGUGUGUGUGUGAGUGUGUGCAGGGGGGUGAGGUGGGCACCUCUCCCAUUCCUGACCCUCCCCAUCCACCCACCAGGAGCAAGGACUCCUUCUCCAGGGGCUGCAGUUUCUCUUGCCCCAGUUCCUUCCCAUCUCAGUCCUUUAGAAAGGCAUUUCCUGUGUCAGAAUUUCACCUGGGCUUUUUCUGGGUGUGGGUGCUGUGACUCCAUCCAGAGGCCUCCCAGGGUUACUGGGAAGAGGAAAUAAGUGACUGUAAAAGACACUGCAUACAGCAGGAGCUCAAUCAUUCUUCUCCUAGCAUGAGGGAGGGGGCAGCCAACUGUGAAAGACAGAAAUGGACAAUUGAGGCAGAGCUGGGGCCUGAAGGAUGGAGAGGAGCUGGCAUAGGCAGAGCUGGGGGAGAUCCAUGCAGGAGGGAGGGAACAGCACGCCCAAAGACUCCAAGAUGGGAAUGAGCCUGGCCUAUCCAAGGAACAUCCAGAGGAGUUGGAGGAGUGGCUGGAGUUGAUUGAGAGAGGGAAUAGUGUGGGAGUGAGGGUGGGAGGUGGAAUUGGAGAGGUCAGCAGAGAUCAGACCACACAGGGCGUUGCUCCAGGUGAGGAGCCUGAAUUUAUUCAGGGUGUAAGGGGGAGCCAUAGAAGGAUUUUGAACAGGAAAGCAUCAUGAUCUGGUUUAAUUUUUUUCUUUGACUGCAUCUCUUUAUUUUUAAUUUUUUUAUUGUGGUAAAAAUAUAUAUAACAAAACUUUUGCCAGUUCAACAAUUUCUACAUGUACAAUUCAGUGACAUUGAUUACAUUCUUCAAGUUGUGCGAUCAUUCUCGCUAUCCUUUUCCAAAUUAUUGUACCACCAUUAACAGAAGCUCGGUGCUCCCUAAGCAAUGACUCCUCCUUUCCCCCUCCCUCCCACUGUUGUUGUUGUUGUUGGGUGCGUUGGGUCGGUUCUGACUCACAGCAACCUUAUGUACAACGGAAUAAAACAUUGCCCAGUCCUGCACCAUCCUCACGAUCAUUGCUAUGUUUGAGCCCAUUUUUAUAGCCACUGUGUUGAUCCAUCUCGUUGAGUGUCUUCCUCUUUUUCACUGAUCCUCUACUUUACCAAGCACAUUUUCUAUCUUAGGCUGGGUUCUCUAGAGAAGCAGAACCAGUAAAGCAUAAUAUAUGUAUAGGUUAUAUAUAUAUAUAUUUAUAUCAAGGAAACAGCUCAUGAGAUUUUAGAGGCUGGAACAGCCCAAGUCCGUGGAUCAGGACAGAGGUUUAUCCUGAUUCACGUAGCUGCAGAGGCUGGUGAACCCAAGACCAGCAGGUUGGAGAGCAGGGCUCUUGCUCACAGGCUGUGAAGUUUGAUGAAUCCCAAGACUGGCAGGCAAGACUGCAUGGCUUCUCCUGAUUCAUAGAGCUGCAGGGGCUGGUGAACCCAAGAUUAGUAGGUUGUAGAGCAGGACUCUUGCUCACAGGCUGUGAAGACUGAUGAACCCCAAGAUCAUGAAGUAAGCUGUUAGCUCAAGUCCCCAGAACUGGAGGUCAGAUGAACAAGAGGCAGCUGCAGGAUCCAGAACCAGGCAGAAGGUCUGGCAAGGCAAGCAGGAAGGAAAUAGUCUGCCGAGGGCAGAGAGCAGCCUCAGAUGAAGGCUGAGGGGGUGGUGAGCUGCCACAUGCCGCGUCCCCGUUGGUACCAAUCUGCAGGUUCUACUGUGGGGGUGAUCAUAUAUCAGAUUUCAACAGGGAAGUGAUCACAACAUUAUACAACUGCCAAACCACUGAGAAUCAUGGCCCAGCCAAGCUGACACACAAUCUUAACCGUCACAGUGUCCUUCUCCAGGGACUGGUCUCUCCUGAUAACAUGACCAAAGUAUGUAAGAUGAAGUCUCGCCAUCCUUGUUUCUAAUAAGCAUUCUGGCUGUACUUCUUCCAAGACAGAUUUGUUCGUUCUUCUGGCAGUCCAUAGUAUAUUCAAUAUUCUUCACCAAUACCGUAAUUUAAAUGCAUCAAUUCUUCCUUGGUCUUCCUUACUCAUUUUCCAGCUUUCACAUGCAUAUGAGGCCACUGAAAAUACCAUGGCUUGGGUCAGAUGCACCUCAGUCCUCAAGGUGACAUCUUUGCUUUUCAACACUUUAAAGAGGUCUUUGGCAGCAGGUUUGCCCAAUGCAAUGCAUCUUUUGAUUUCUUGACUGCUGCUUCCAUGGUAUUGUGGAUCCAAGUAAAAUGAAAUCCUUUAUAACUUCAAUCUUUUCUCCAUUUAUGUUGCUUAUUGGUCCCAUUUUGAGGGUUUUUGUUUUCUUUAUGUUGAGUUGUAAUCCAUACUGAAGGCUGCGGUCUUUGAUCUCCCCCCUAGUAAUCACUAAUUAUCUUUGCUUAUUUCUACACAUUUGCUUAUUUUUUUAACAAGUGGGAUCAUAGUCCUUAUGUGACAAACUUAUGUCACUCAGCAUCAUGUUUUCAAGGUUCAUCUAUGUUGUAGCAGGUGUGAGAACUUCACUUCUAGUUACGGCUGAGGAAACUCCAUUGUGUGGCUGGAGCGCAUUUUGCUCGUUCAUCUGUUGGUGGACAUUUGGUUGUUCCUACCUUUUGGCUAUUGUGUUCUGGAGGCCAGAAGUUCAACAUCAGUUCCACAGGACCAAAAUCAUGGUGUCAGUGGAGCCAUGCCCUCUCUGAAGACUCUGGAGGAGAAUCCUUCCUUGCCUCUCCCAGCUCCUGGGGGAUCCAGGCAUUCCGGGGCUUGCGGCUGCAUCACUCCCAUCUCCGUGUCCAUUGUCACAUUGCCUUCUCCUCUGUGUCUGUGUCCAGCCUCCUUCUUGUAAAGACACUUGUAAUUACAUUCGGGGCUCAGUGGAUAAUCCAGGAUCAUCUCCCCAUUAUCUCAAGAUCCUUAAUCACAUCUGCAAAGACUUUGCCAUAUAAGGAUGCUGCCCAUUACAGAUCACCUGCUGUGCCUGCUGGGGCUCGAGAAGACGAUGUUCCGCCGGUAUGCCGUGUCCGUGAUCCUUCUCUCCCUGCUCUUCUUCCUCUUCCGCCUGCUGCUGCAGUUCCUGUGUGUCUGCAGGCACUUCUAUGUCACCUGCCGCCGCCUGCGCUGCUUCCCCCAGCCGCCGCGGCGCAACUGGCUGCUGGGCCAUCUGGGCAUGUACCUUCCAAAUGAGGCAGGCCUCCGAGAUGAGACAAAGUUGCUGAACGACAUGCGACAUGCACUGCUUAUAUGGAUGGGACCUGUUCUGCCGCUGGUGGUGCUAGUGCACCCCGACUAUAUCAAGCCUCUGUUGGGCGCCUCAGCGGCCAUCGCUCCCAAGGAUGACCUUUUCUAUGGCUUCCUGAAACCGUGGCUGGGGGAUGGGCUGCUACUCAGCAAAGGUGACAAGUGGAGCCGCCACCGCCGCCUGCUGACACCUGCCUUCCACUUUGACAUCCUGAAGCCCUACAUGAAGAUCUUCAACCAGUGCACAGAUAUCAUGCAUGCCAAAUGGCGGCGCCGGGCGGAGGGUUCAGUGGUCUCCCUCGACAUGUUUGAGCACAUCAGCCUCAUGACUUUGGACGGCCUUCAGAAAUGUGUCUUCAGCUACAACAGCAACUGCCAGGAGAAGAUGAGUGAUUAUAUCUCAGCCAUCAUUGAGCUAAGUGCCCUGGUGGUUCGGCGCCAGUAUCGCGUGCACCACCACCUCGAUUUCAUCUACUACCUCACAGCGGAUGGGCGGCGUUUCCGGCAAGCCUGUGACACCGUGCACCACUUCACCACUGAGGUCAUCCAGCAGCGGCGGCAGGCACUGCGAAAGCAGGGAGCUGAGGCCUGGCUGAAGGCCAAGCAGGGCAAGACCUUGGACUUCAUCGAUGUGCUGCUCCUGGCCAAGGAUGAAGAUGGUAAGGAACUGUCUGAUGAGGACAUCCGAGCUGAGGCUGACACCUUCAUGUUUGAGGGUCAUGACACAACCUCCAGUGGGCUCUCCUGGGUGCUGUUCAACUUGGCGAAGUACCCAGAGUACCAGGAGAAGUGCCGGAAGGAGAUUCAGGACAUCCUGAAAGGCCGGGAGCUGGAUGAGCUGGACUGGGAUGACCUGACUCAGCUGCCCUUCAUCACUAUGUGCAUCAAGGAGAGUCUACGUCAGUUCCCGCCUGUGACCCUCGUUUCCCGCCGCUGCACAGAGGAUGUCAAGCUCCCAGAUGGGCGCAUCAUCCCCAAAGGAGUCAUUUGCCUGGUCAGCAUCUAUGGGACCCACCACAACCCCUUAGUGUGGCCGGACUACAAGGUUUACAACCCAUACCGCUUUGACCCGGAGAACCCACAGCAGCGCUCACCGUUGGCAUAUGUGCCCUUCUCUGCAGGACCCAGGAACUGCAUCGGACAGAGCUUUGCCAUGGCUGAGAUGCGCGUGGUGGUAGCGCUGACGCUAUUGCGCUUCCGCCUGAGCGUGGACCGAACGCGCAAGGUGCGGCGGAAGCCAGAGCUCAUUCUGCGCGCCGAGAACGGCAUCUGGUUGAACGUGGAGCCACUGCCUCCACGGGCCUGAGCGCGGGCCCUUGGUACUGGGGACAGGCUGCGCCCAGAGAGACUCAAGCCCCGCCCCGAGGGCCCAGGCCCCACCCCCGGAGGACUGGGCUCCACCUUUGAGCAGCCCGAUGGUGCAGGCCACUCUCCUGAAGGCAAAACUGCAUUCCCUGAGGGCCUGGCCCUGCCUCUUGAGCGCACGGACCGUGCCUUUUGAAGUCCAUGCUCUGCCCCUGGAGGACCAGGCUUCACUUUUGAGAAGCCUGAUGGUGCAAGCCAUGCCCCUCAAGGCAAGACUUGUCUCUUGAGGGCCUGACCCGAUCCCCUCAGUUCCAGUUCCUGUCCUCAGGAGUUUGAGAGACCAGGCUCGGCCCCGCCCCCCGAAGCUAAGACCACGCCCCCACAGGUGUAGGGUCCCAGGUUCCGCUCAUUGAGCCUUCCCAAGACCUAAGCCCCACCUCUUGGAUUCAAGCUCCGCCCCAUGCCGACACCAGGCUUGCUUCCAAAUUCAGGUCUUGGGAGCUGGACCAGGAAGUCAGAGCCCUGGCCCUGGACCUCACUUCCCUCCUACGAUGGGCUGCCUCCCAGGGCUCAGUAUGUUUGCUUUUGUUGUUCUUUUGUAAAUACAGUCCCUUGCAAGCCCCUUCCUUCCUCCCUUGCUCAAGGGUCCUCCUCUGAGUGUUCUGAGUUUUGUAGAAUAAAACAAGAGAUGCGUCUAGCCAGACCAGACCCUUACCCCUCCUGUGAGGGGAUCUGGGUCAUGGGGAAGCAGUAGGGUGAAGCUGUAGGGUUGGAGUUUUAGAAGCUGUUUGUCUUUGGAUAUAAACUUGGGACAGUUCGUGCAAUCAUUUAUUCCAUCAACAGACCACAUAUUAGUUAAACGUCUCCUGGUACUGGCAGGCCUGCUGAUGGGUCGCAUGUGGGGUCUGGGAGAAGGAAGGGGACUCCAGGUUUGGGUCUGAGUAUCUACAAGGAUGGCACUGCUAUGAACUUAGGUGGGGAACAUUGAAUGGAGUUAGUUGCUUUUUUUGGGGGGGUGUGGGAUCAGGAUCUCAGUUUAGGCCAGAGGGUUUGGAGAUGCCCCUGGGACUCCCACUUGGAGAUGUCAAGUGGGCAGGUGAAUGGGACAGGUCUGGAGCUCAGGAGGAAUUCUGAGUUGGGGAUGUGCAUGUGGCAUGCACAGUGUUUGUUGUUGUCAACCGCCACCAAGUCAGCUCUGACUCAUGGCGACCCCAUGUACAACAGAAUGAAACGUUGCCCAGUCCUGCAUCGUCAGGAUCGUUGGUAUGCUCGAGUCUAUUGUGGCAGCCACUGUGUAUUUUGAGUGCCUUCCACCCUGGGAGGUUCAUCUUUCAGCACUGGAAGAUACUGGACAACACUGGACAACAUUCUGUUAUAAUCCAUAGGGUUUUCAUUGGCUGAUUUUUGGAAGUAGAUUGCCAGGCCUUUCUUCCUAGUCUUAGUCUGGAAGCUCUGCUGAAACCUGUCCACCAUGGGUGACCCUGAUAGUGUUUGAAAUACUGGUGGCAUAGCUUCCAACAUCACAGCAACAUGCAAAUCACCACAGUGCAACAAAUUGACAAUAUGUAAAUGGUGUUUAAAGCCCCAAGACUGAAUAGGGCUCCCAGGGGUGAUGGAGGAGAGGUUUAAGGACUAAGCUCCAGGGUCUUCAAAGUUAGUAUAACAAAAUUUAGUGUAUCGAGAGUGUUUCCUGUGUGGCCUUCCCAUAUAAUCUCAUUUCAUCCUUACUCCGGUCUUCUGAAAUGAGUACUGUUAUUAUUAGCCCAUUGAACAGAGUUGGAAACUGAGGCUCGUGCAUCAAGUGACUCACCCAGGAUCCUACAAGAAUGCCCUUACGCUGGGGCCUCAGUGGGGCCCUUAGUCCUUUUCUGCCCUGUUCCCCGGUCUUCUGGUCCUGGUUUGUGUUGCUAGCCUCCGUUUGCCUGGGACAGGGUGUCAGCAGGGGCUGGGGUGAGGUGGGGGGCGCCUAGGACAGGCGCCAAGGCCUGGGAGCAGGGUGAUGCUGGAGGCGGCAGUAGCAUCGGUCCUGGGGCGCCCCCUCGUGGGGUGUGCUGGGAUCGUCGGCUGGGUUCUCAGAGUUGAGUCCAGCCCGAGGUUACCAGCCUGUUCCUACAGGACUCACCUGGCUCACGCUGCUGCCGCCUCUCCCAAAGCCCUGUCCUGUCGAGGGUCUCCAAGCGCGCAUCAGUCGCCAAACACCCUCUGGGUCCCCUCGGUGCAACCCUGACGCCGAAACUAGCUUGGCCUUGGGAUGCGAUGUGUGUGGGUUCCAACCCCGGCUCUGCCUCGUCCUAGCAGUGGCUUUGGGCACGUGACUGCCCCUUUCUGAACCUCAGUUCCCUCUUGUUAUGUGGAUUUUACGGGAUCAUCAUGCGUGUAUGGCACAUUGAGAUUCCUUUACAAAAAGCUGUGAUGGUGGACGGAGAGAGGGAGGAGGGA